This is a messenger RNA of Miscanthus lutarioriparius, 633 nucleotides long. Lineage: Eukaryota; Viridiplantae; Streptophyta; Magnoliopsida; Poales; Poaceae. The record is from the annotation of a GenBank genome assembly.
AUGCGCGCGACGUGCAUGGAGCGCAUUGUCGGGAGACGCGUAGCGCUGGAGCGGGAGGAGUCCAUGAGGUGGUUUGACCACAACCGCUACCUUGCCCUCAUUGACAAGCUGGCCGCCACCGGCAACCUGGAGGUCUGCUUCGUGCUCAGGCUCAAGCUCGUCUUCACGCAGGGCCGCACGGAUCCCGUCGGCACUGCCUUACUCAGACAGGCGGCCGUCGCUGACCACAAGGUGGCAGCCUACGUGCUCGGCGUCCUCCACUACGGGGACGAGGAGGCCGAGCAGUACAUCAGGCAGGUGGAAAGCGAGGGCGAGGGUGACGUCGUCGCCCACAGGUGCAAGCCGGAGGCCAGCAAGACCAACCAAGAGUGCGUGAAGUGCCAUGAGCAAGCUGUCAUCGCGGUCCCGGAGGUGAUAUGGAGGGUGGACGGAAUGAUGGACCCGGUGCCGGUGCCACCGCCGGCGGCAGCCUGGGAAAUAGAAGUUCUCAACGCUAUUAAGCUCGUGAGCACGGCUACUAUUCUUCAGCCUCCAUGGGAGUUGUCCAAAACACUAGAAAGAAGCAGAAAGAAAUUAGCGAAGAUAGUAGGAGAUUGCGGUAACCGUUGUGGUCAGCAGGCCAAGUUAUACUAA